Messenger RNA from Hemicordylus capensis (graceful crag lizard), 2180 nucleotides. RefSeq names its product fasciculation and elongation protein zeta 2 (gene FEZ2). Lineage: Eukaryota; Metazoa; Chordata; Lepidosauria; Squamata; Cordylidae. The coding region runs from base 151 to 1308 and encodes 385 amino acids. The transcript has 9 exons. Gene Ontology annotation, cellular component: axon; cytoplasm. The record is from RefSeq and is a predicted model, not a curated record.
GCCUCUUCUCUUCCUUUCCUUUCCUGGACUGGACGCCCCACCCUCUGCCCCGGCAAACCGGGAGCGCGCUGCGAAGCGCUGGGGCGGGAGCGAGAAAGCGGUCGGGCGAGCACGCGCAGGCCCGCUCGGCGUCGCCUAUCGGUGUCGGCCAUGGCGGCGGCGGCGGCGGCCUCGGCCUCGCAACGGGACCUUGCUGGAGACUGGCAGGACUUCUCGGGCUUCCAGCCUUCGUCGGCGGAAAGCAGCUGCCCCGAGUCCUCGCCUUCGCCGGCUUUGGAGGGGUCUUCUUGGGACGAUGGAGGCGGAGACCUGGGGUCGAAGCUGCCGCUUUGCUUCCAGCCUCCUCAGCCUGCCCGAAAUUGCGGGGACGGCGAAGCCCGUGUCCCGCCGCUGCCCCUCAGCGAGCAGAGCGCGCUGCACGAGGACGAGAUUUGGAAUGCUCUGACUGAUAAUUACGGUAAUGUAAUGCCAGUUGACUGGAAGUCUUCCCAUACUAGAACACUACACUUGCCAACGCUGAAUCUUUCUGAAAAGGGAGUCAAUGACAAUUUGAACCUUGACUUAUCAGAUGAUGAGGAGUUGAGAGAGCAGCUGGACAUGCAUUCUAUCAUAGUUUCCUGCAUCAAUGAAGAACCGCUCUUCACAGCUGAACAGGUGAUUGAAGAAAUAGAAGAAAUGAUGCAAGAAUCUCCAGAUCCAGAUGAUGAUGAAACACCAACCCAGGCAGACCGUUUGUCCUUGCUGUCCCAAGAAAUUCAGACGCUUAAGAGAACUAGUACAAACCACAAUUAUGAAGAGAGAGUGAAAAAACUGUCUGUGACUGAAUUAAAUGAUCUGUUAGAAGAGAUUGAAACAGCCAUCAAGGACUAUUCUGAAGAACUUGUACAGCAGUUGGCAUUACGAGAUGAGCUAGAAUUUGAGAAAGAAGUGAAGAACAGUUUCAUUUCUGUCCUUAUUGAAGUACAAAACAAGCAACGGGAACAAAAGGAAAUGGCAAAGAAAAAAAAGAAGCUGAAAAAUGGCAGUCCUCAGAAUGGCAAGCAAGAAAGAGGCCAAAUGCCAGGAACACGCUUCAGCAUGGAAGGAAUCUCAAAUGUCAUUCAGAAUGGCUUCCGUCAAACGUUUGGAAACUCAGGUGGAGAAAAACAGUACCUGACAACAGUUAUUCCUUACGAGAAGAAAAGUGGACCUCCAUCAGUUGAAGAUCUUCAGACGUUAACAAAAAUUCUUCAUGCCAUGAAAGAAGACAGUGAAAAAGUGCCAAGCUUAUUAACAGACUACAUUUUGAAGGUUCUGUGUCCUACAUGAAGAGAGGUGUGUUUGGCGAAAGACAGCCAUACUAAUUUCCGUGAAAAGAUGUUUUCCACAGAUUGUUUAAAGCCUUUCAAUUUGCUUGGCACUGUGUCGAAUUCUAAUGCAUUUACUACAUUCAUUGCCUGCCUGGACUUUUGAAUUCUUGAGUAAGUCCUUUGGAGCAUGUAGAACUCAUCCUUUUUGGUCCCGUUCCCCCCCCCCCUUCACUUAAGUGUGAUGCAUUUGAAAAAAGAGUGGAUACUGUACAGUUUUAUUUACAAGCAUUAUUUUGACUUUUAAAAGUAUUUUUUACAAUUAAUUGCAUGUAAUUAUUGUCCACAACCAUCUGCUUUGGAGGAGAAAAAGAAACUUCAGUGUAAAUAAAAGAAGCCUAUUCAGUGUUACUGAACUUUUAAUACAAAUUGCAAUGGGUUCUUGUAUUAAAUGUGUAAAAUGGAUCAAAAGCAGGAACUGCACUGCAAAAAUUCCAUCAAAGUUCUUCAUUGGAGACUCUUAGAAUAUCGAUCUAGGAACUAGCACUGUUUUUUAAAAAACUGUAUUGUGUGUUUACUGAUUCUCAAACUUCUUUCAGCACUGUACAGAAAGAAAAAGUGGUGUUGCAUCUGCUUCUUUAACUAGUUGACUUUUUUUUUUAAAAAAAAACAAGGACACAAUUCACUGAGAAGUUGUCAGUUGUAAGCGCCACUGUGAGAGGAUAGCAUUGCGGAACAUCCUGAUUCAUUGUGUUCCCAAGUCAUACAUCAUUACUUUGAUGUUCUAUAUUGUAAUUAUUUAUAAGGUAAUGUAGUUGAAUAUGGAUAUCUUGCUGCUAUUGUGCUUUUUAGUCCACAUGUUAAAUAAAUGUUUGGUCAUAGUGUAACAUUUUA